AUGGAGGAGAAAGACACGUGUCCCGGCGUCGGAAAAAUGAGCGCUAGAUUAACCGACGUCGUUCUCGACUGCGUGUUACCGUACGUCCACGAUUCCAAAGACCGAGACGCGAUUUCUCAGGUGUGUAAGCGGUGGUACGAGCUCGAUUCGUCGACGAGGAAGCACAUCACGAUUGCUUUAUGCUAUACCACCACGCCGGACCGGCUCCGCCGACGGUUUCCUCAUCUGGAAUCACUGAAGCUCAAGGGAAAACCUAGAGCGGCGAUGUUUAACUUGAUACCGGAGGAUUGGGGAGGAUUCGUGACUCCUUGGGUUAGAGAGAUUUCGAAAUACUUCGAUUGUUUGAAGUCGUUGCACUUUCGUCGGAUGAUUGUUACGGAUUCUGAUCUUCAGAUUCUCGCUCGUUCACGUCAUCAAAGUCUUCAUGCUCUUAAGCUUGAAAAGUGUUCUGGAUUUUCAACGGAUGGACUUUACUAUAUUUGUCACUCUUGCAAGAAUUUAAGAGUCUUGUUUAUGGAGGAAAGCUCAGUUGAUGAGAAAGAUGGUGAAUGGCUGCGUGAGCUUGCUUUGAAUAAUACAUUUCUUGAGACACUGAAUUUUUACUUGACUGAUAUUAGCAGUAUCAGGAUUCAGGACCUUGAACUUGUAGCAAAAAACUGCCCCAACUUGGUCUCUGUGAAAAUUACUGAUUGUGAAAUCUUAAGUCUAGUAAACUUCUUUCGAUAUGCAUCUUCUCUCGAAGAAUUUUGUGGAGGUUUCUACAAUGAAGAUCCAGAAAAGUAUGCUGCUGUAUCAUUGCCAGCAAAGUUAAAUCGAUUGGGUUUGACAUAUAUUGGAAAGAAUGAAAUGCCAAUUGCAUUCCCUUAUGCGGCCCAACUGAAAAAAUUGGAUCUUAUCUAUGCAAUGCUGGAUACAGAGGAUCAUUGUACAUUAAUUGAGAAAUGCCCCAACUUGGAAAUCCUUGAGUCAAGGAAUGUAAUCGGAGACAGAGGAUUAGAAGUACUUGCCCGUUGCUGUAAGAAGCUGAAAAGGCUAAGGAUCGAAAGAGGCGACGACGACGGUCCAGGAAUGGAAGAUGAAGAUGGUAUUGUUUCCCAGAGAGGACUUAUUGCCCUAUCACAUGGCUGUCCAGAGCUCGAAUACAUGGCUGUUUAUGUAUCUGACAUUACAAAUGCCUCUCUAGAACACAUUGGAACUCACUUGAAAAACCUUUGUGAUUUUCGCCUCGUCUUGCUAGACCGCCAGGAGAAGAUAACUGAUUUGCCACUUGACAAUGGAGUGAGGGCUUUGCUGAGAGGUUGCGAAAAGCUGAAAAGAUUUGCUCUAUAUCUCAGACCCGGUGGUCUAACUGAUGUAGGACUAGGUUACAUAGGACAAUACAGUCCAAACGUGAGAUGGAUACUUCUCGGUUAUGUCGGAGAAACAGAUGCAGGGCUCUUGGAAUUCUCAAAAGGUUGUCCAAGUCUUCAGAAACUUGAAAUGAGAGGAUGUUCAUUUUUCAGUGAGUAUGCAUUAGCUGUUGCUGCAACUAGGCUAACAUCUUUGAGGUAUCUUUGGGUACAAGGUUAUGGAGCAUCAACAUCAGGACUUGAUCUUUUGGCAAUGGCUAGACCCUAUUGGAAUAUCGAGUUGAUUCCUUCUAGACUAGUAACUAAUAAUCAUCAUCCAGCUCAUAUUCUUGCUUAUUACUCCCUUGCUGGACCAAGAUCAGAUUUUCCUGACACUGUUAUACCUUUGGUUCCUGCAACAACAGCAGCAUCCUAUUUUGUUAACAGCACCUUAAAGUCAGUGCUGUUACUUUUGUAA
Lathyrus sativus (Indian pea) is the source of this 1806-nucleotide messenger RNA. The record is from the annotation of a GenBank genome assembly. Lineage: Eukaryota; Viridiplantae; Streptophyta; Magnoliopsida; Fabales; Fabaceae.